AUGUCGCAGAUCUUCAUCGCCUUCGCGGGCGGCACCAUCGUCAUCACGCAGGAGAUCGCCAUCAUGGCGGCGGCGGCGCAUAAGGAUGUCGCGGUUGUGCUGGCGCUGCUGAGUGUGUUCACGGGCGUGGGACAGGCGGUCGGGUUGAGUGUUAGUGGGGCCAUUUGGACGAAUACGCUGUUGAAAUAUUUGGAGCUGUAUCUUCCGCCGGAUGCUAAGGCGCAAGCGGCCACGAUAUAUGCGAGUUUGACGACGCAGUUGCAGUAUGAGGUCGGUAGUCCGGAGAGAGAUGCGAUUGUGAGGGCGUAUGGGGUCGCGCAGAGACGCUUGUGUGUUGCGGCUACGGUGGUGCCGGUGUUGAUGUUCGUUUGGGUCGGGAUGUGGAGGGAUAUUAAUGUUAAGAGUUGGUCGAAGGAGAAGGUAGGCUUUGAGGUUGCUGAAUGA
This is a messenger RNA of Bacidia gigantensis, 444 nucleotides long. RefSeq lists its product as uncharacterized. The record is from RefSeq and is a predicted model, not a curated record. Gene Ontology annotation, biological process: transmembrane transport. Gene Ontology annotation, molecular function: transmembrane transporter activity. The coding region runs from base 1 to 444 and encodes 147 amino acids. NCBI's taxonomy places the organism in Eukaryota, Fungi, Ascomycota, Lecanoromycetes, Lecanorales, Ramalinaceae. The transcript is spliced from 2 exons.